AUGGAUUAUUCGUUCUAUUCAAACCAUCCCCAGCAACCUUAUCCUCUCUACGGCGUCCACGGGCUGCCCACCCCCGACCAAGGCAAUCCGGCCCCUCAAGCCGAGGCCAUACAGGGCGCUUUCGCUCCCUUGGGAGCGCAAAACUACCAGCCUUUCGAUCCGAACCUGCGCUUUCAGGAUCCUCACGCAGCCGCUGCCUUCGUUGCCCCGCCACACUCGCCUCCCGAGUCCCUCACCAAGCAGUCGGUUUCCAGCAAUGACUACUCCAAUCAGAACGUUGAUCGAGCCUCUUACGAUGGAGAUGACCAGCUCUUAGACCAAAGUCUUGGCCGGAGCAGCAGCGAGGAGAAAGAGAGUUUGACUCCGGCGCAAUCAAAGCGAAAGGCUCAGAACAGAGCUGCCCAGCGCGCAUUUCGUGAACGCAAGGAACGACAUGUGCGUGAACUGGAGGAGAAAGUUAGCAAUCUUGAAAAUGCAUCGAACACUCUUGUAGCGGACAAUGAGCGAUUGAAAAGAGAGUUGGCAAAGUUCACAACUGAAAAUGAAAUACUUCGGGCAACGUCGACUUCAAUGCGCCAGUCCGGCCAGCGCUCCACCGAUGAGGAACCGACAACGACGGGGCCAUUGCAAUACUCGCCCACGGAUUUCAAGUCCGAUGCCGGUGGGGGUAAUGGCCCUGCCCAUCGCGUCACUAUAUGCGGAAAGACGGGCGAGAAACUCCUUGACGCGGGAGCCACCUGGGAUCUCAUCCAGAAGCACGAGCUCUUCAAGCGUGGCCUAGUGAAUAUUGGCGAUGUCUCGGGCCGGUUGCAAGGUACUGCUCAAUGCGAUGGGCAGGGGCCUGCCUUCCGGGAAAGCCAGGUCCUCCAGGCUAUUGAAGAAAGUGCAGCUGCUGGCAACGAUGACUUGUUGUGA
This is a messenger RNA of Aspergillus niger, 915 nucleotides long. RefSeq lists its product as uncharacterized. The record is from RefSeq and is a predicted model, not a curated record. Gene Ontology annotation, molecular function: transcription cis-regulatory region binding; DNA-binding transcription activator activity, RNA polymerase II-specific. Gene Ontology annotation, cellular component: RNA polymerase II transcription regulator complex. The coding region runs from base 1 to 915 and encodes 304 amino acids. NCBI's taxonomy places the organism in Eukaryota, Fungi, Ascomycota, Eurotiomycetes, Eurotiales, Aspergillaceae. The transcript is spliced from 3 exons.